Eublepharis macularius is the source of this 4398-nucleotide messenger RNA. It is a transcript of the gene LGR5, whose product is annotated as leucine rich repeat containing G protein-coupled receptor 5. The record is from RefSeq and is a predicted model, not a curated record. NCBI's taxonomy places the organism in Eukaryota, Metazoa, Chordata, Lepidosauria, Squamata, Eublepharidae. The coding region runs from base 203 to 2941 and encodes 912 amino acids. Gene Ontology annotation, molecular function: G protein-coupled receptor activity; protein binding; protein-hormone receptor activity. Gene Ontology annotation, biological process: G protein-coupled receptor signaling pathway. Gene Ontology annotation, cellular component: membrane. The transcript has 18 exons.
AGUCGCGCUUGCCUCUUCGGCGGUACCUCCUCGCAGAGGUCCCGCCCGAGCUGAGGUGGGAAGGCUCCCCCCGCCACCCCCCAGCUAAGAGCCGGCGGCGCUUCUCGGCACCCUCCAGUCACCGCCCGGGGGAUGACAGCGGCGCCCUCGGCUGCUCAGCGAAGCCCCCGCGCCCUCCUCGCCGCCCCCGCGCCCUGGCACCAUGGACACCUCCUCGGCGGCGGCCACAGCUGCCCGCGCGCUGCUGCUCCUCACUUUGCUGCGGCUGGACGCGGCGCCUGCCAAAGGCUCGGGCGGCGCGGCGGGGAAGCGACAGAGGAGCUGCCCGGCCGCCUGUCACUGUGAGCCCGACGGGAUGCUCGUGCGGGUGGACUGUUCGGACCUGGGCCUGACGAGCGUGCCCGCCAACCUCAGCGUCUUCGCCUCCUACCUUGAUCUCAGUAUGAACAACAUCUCAAAGCUACCCUCAAGCUCUCUGCACAAUCUCCGCUUCCUAGAAGAGCUCCGUCUAGCAGGAAACGGCUUGGCACACGUCCCCAAAGGAGCAUUUGCUGGGCUUUUCAGUCUUAAAGUGCUAAUGCUACAGAACAAUAUGCUACGGCAAGUUCCAGCUGAGGCACUCCAGAACCUGCACACCCUUCAGUCUCUACGUCUGGAUGCUAACCACAUCAGCUUUGUGCCCCCCAACUGUUUCAACGGCUUGAUUUCACUCAGACACCUGUGGCUAGAUGACAACUCUUUGACAGAUAUUCCAGUGCAAGCUUUCAAGAGUUUGCCAGCCCUUCAGGCAAUGACACUGGCACUGAAUAAAAUACACCACAUUCCAGAUUACGCUUUUGGAACUCUCUCCAGUUUAGUAGUUCUACAUCUCCAUAACAAUAGAAUCUACUCCCUGGGAAAGAAAUGCUUUGAUGGUCUCCACAGCCUAGAAACUUUGGAUUUAAAUUACAACAAUCUGGAUAAAUUCCCCACCUCUGUCAGAGCUCUCAGAAGCUUGAAAGAACUGGGGUUUCAUAGUAAUAAUAUCAAGUCAAUACCUGAGCAAGCAUUUGUGGGCAAUCCAUCACUUGUAGCAAUCCAUUUCUAUGACAAUCCUAUUCAGAUUGUGGGAAAGUCUGCUUUUCAGCAUUUGCCUGAACUCAGAACCUUGGCUUUAAAUGGUGCUUCACAGAUAACAGAGUUCCCUGAUCUGACUGGGACAACAAGUCUGGAAAGCCUCACCCUAACAGGAGCCCAGAUCACCUCUCUUCCUGAAACAGUCUGUGAUCAGCUCCCUAACCUUCAAGUACUAGAUCUGUCCUAUAAUAAACUGGAAGACUUGCCCCUUUUUACUGCCUGUGAAAAACUUCAGAAAAUUGACUUGCACCACAAUGAAAUCUACAAAAUCAAAGCAGGCACGUUUCAACAGCUGGUUGCCCUGCGUUCACUGGAUUUGGCUUGGAACAAAAUAGCAACCAUUCCUGCCAAUGCAUUCUCCUCUUUACAGUCCCUAAUUAAACUGGAUCUGUCAGCCAACCUUUUGUCCUCUUUUCCUGUAACUGGCCUCUAUGGUUUAACUCAUCUAAAAUUAACAGGAAAUCAUGCACUGCAAAGUUUGAUAUCAUCUGAAAACUUUCCAGAACUCAAGGUGAUAGAAAUGCCUUAUGCUUAUCAGUGCUGUGCCUUUGGAGUGUGUAACAACUACUAUAAAAUCCAAAAUCAGUGGAACAAAGAUGAGAACAGCAGUGCUGAUGAAUUACAGAGAAAAGAUGCUGGCAUAUUCCAUGUUCAUGAUGACUUUGAGGAUUUUCUUCUAGAUUUUGAUGAAGAUUUGAAACCUCAUCAUUCAGUGCAAUGCUCUCCCUCUCCAGGACCCUUCAAACCAUGUGACUACCUAUUUGGCAGCUGGUUGAUCCGAAUUGGAGUUUGGACCAUAGUGUUUCUGGCCAUCACAUGCAAUGCACUGGUGCUUGCGACUGUCUUCAGAUCUCCGUUUUUUAUUUCCUCCAUAAAGCUAUUGAUUGGACUCAUAGCCAGUGUGAAUAUGCUCAUGGGCACAUCUAGCAGUGUGCUUGCCAGUGUGGAUGCAUUCACCUUUGGAGUCUUUGCUCACUAUGGUGCUUGGUGGGAAGCUGGUGCUGGUUGCCACACCGUUGGCCUUCUCUCCAUCUUUGCUUCAGAAGCUUCCAUUUUUUUGCUCACUUUAGCAGCCCUUGAGCGCAGUUUCUCUGUGAAACAUGCCACAAAGUUUGAGACAAAGUCCCCCCUUGCUGGCAUGAGGAUAGCCAUGUUCUUUUGCUUUAUGUUGGCUUUCAUCAUGGCAGUGAUUCCGGUGCUUGGGGGGAAGGAGUAUGGGGUUUCUCCCCUCUGCAUACCGUUGCCAUUUGGGAAGCCCACUGCUGUGAGUUACAUGGUAGCACUAGUCUUGUUGAAUUCUCUUUGUUUUCUUGUUAUGACAAUAGCUUAUACAAAACUCUAUUGUAGUUUGGAAAAGAGAGAAUUGGACAAUAUUUGGGAUUGUUCAAUGGUGAAGCACAUAGCCUUGUUGCUUUUUGCUAACUGCAUUCUCUAUUGCCCUGUGGCAAUCUUAUCAUUUUCUUCCUUGUUAAACCUUACUUUUAUUAGUCCAGAAGUAAUUAAACCAAUACUCCUAGUGAUUGUCCCUCUCCCUUCUUGUGUAAACCCACUACUUUACAUGCUUUUCAAUCCCCAUUUCAAGGAAGACCUUGGAAACCUUCGAAAACAGACCUUUAUAUGGAAGGUGUCGAAGCAUGCCAGUAUGGUCUCUGUUAACUCAGAGGAUGCAGAAAAACAGUCAUGUGAUUCAACACAGGCUCUAGUAACCCUUGCAAGCCCUAGAAUAGCCUACAACAUUUCUACCAAUAAUCCACUAGUGCCACCAUCUUAUCAGAUGUCAGAAAGCUGUAACCUUUCAUCCGUAACUUAUGUCCCAUGUCAUUAGCUUCAAAAGGUACCCAAAUUUACAAAGUUCUCAAUCCAAAGUCAAGUUAAUUUGCAUGCAUUUGUUUUGCAAAGAAAAAAUGAAUUGUUUACUUCUAUUAUACAUGUUAGAUGACAAAGAACAUUAGAAACCUAAAACUGCAAUUCAUACCAUCUCAGUAUGUUCUGAACAGACACAUGAACACACAAUUCAAAUAUCGUUAAAGAAAAGGUUAAGAACUUGUUUUGAGCAUUGGCCCAGUUGCUUAAGUGGGAAUAAAAAACUAGCAAGCAAAGAGGUGAGUUCCAAAGAAAGGACUAGAACCCCCCUACCUCCUGGAAUUUUUCACCAUCUUUCUGGAAUUUAUCACCAUAAUAAUGAAACUUCCAAUAAGCUGAUUUCAGUAAGAGGGAUUCCAGAUAUUAGGAGGGAUCUCACUACAUAAAAUUUUGGAGGAUUACAAAAAAAUGUACUUAUCCUAGUUAUUAUACAAGAUAUUUGCAUCACGCACAGAUGAUCUUGUUUGUGUGUGUGUGUGUGGAAGAUAAGGACACAGCUGCUAUUUAAACAAUUUAAGUGGAUCCAAGUAACUGAACAUAUCAGUUAUGACUGCACCUGAUACUGGCUCAACUUGUUAGCAUCCAAAGUGCAACCUUACUCUGAGAAGCCUAUUGACAUUGCUAGAAAGGCUUGGAAAUGCUGCUUGGAAUAUUGUGGGAAAGGAGAUCUGAAUUAUUUUUAAUUUCCUGCUGCCUGAAUUUACUUUGCUGACACAUGUAUCAUUGGGAAAGAAAAUGAAAAAAAGGCAGAAACUAUGUAUACAUCAAAACAAAACAGCUAUAUAUUAUUCUGUUCCUUUAUCUCUGUUUUUCAAGCAAUGCCGCAUACGUCUGGAGAGAUUCCUAAAACCACUUUGGAUUAAACAAGAGAUCAUCUGAUGGUUGCACAAUACUUAUUACCAUGUUUGUUUAGCUUUAUUUUAACAGUGGUUCAGUUAUGGAGUGCUGCUUAAUGUCAGUGAAACAGCCCCUCACAUUUGCAUUUGUAUACAAGUUUAAGUAAACGAAUAAGCCUGAAAGCUGGCUUGAGAAAGAUGCCUUAAUUUAAAAAUUAUUUUUUAAAAGAUAAACUCCAGAUCAUAAAGGUUGCUAUGCAUAUUAUUUUUAUACACAUACUCAAGAGCUUUGAUUCAGAUACUUUAAACUUGGAAAUGUUAACAUUCAUUUUACAGAAGCUUUUAAAAAUUACAAUUUGUAAAUAUGGAACUGUAUUUAUUAUUACAGUAAAACACUAAAAAUAAGAAUAAGACAUGUACAGUAUCAUACUAUUUGUUGUAUUUUCUACACAUUUAUUUGACUAAAUUCAGUAUCUGUAUAUAAUAUAUGUAAAUGUGUAGUGAUUGUAAAUAGAUGGUGUGCUCUCUUUUCUACCGGUGUUUCAAAUAUAUGUAAUUUGUAAUAAAAUCUGCAGAAAAAAUA